Messenger RNA from Lagopus muta (rock ptarmigan), 4821 nucleotides. RefSeq names its product trafficking protein particle complex subunit 10 (gene TRAPPC10). The coding region runs from base 289 to 4092 and encodes 1267 amino acids. Gene Ontology annotation, biological process: intra-Golgi vesicle-mediated transport; early endosome to Golgi transport. The record is from RefSeq and is a predicted model, not a curated record. NCBI's taxonomy places the organism in Eukaryota, Metazoa, Chordata, Aves, Galliformes, Phasianidae. The transcript is spliced from 23 exons. Gene Ontology annotation, cellular component: TRAPPII protein complex.
CUCCCCUUUUCCCUCCGCCCGUCAGCAGCCGCGCCCGGCCCGGUCGGCGUCGCCCCUCGCCGGCCGUUCGCGGCGCUCCCCGGAAGCGGUAAUGCUCCGCCGGUGAUCCAGGAAGCGGAUGAGCCCGCACGCCUUCCCCUCCGGAACGGAGCGGCGCGGCGGGGAAGGGGAGCGGGGGCCGCGAGAAGGCCCGGCGGAGGCGCGGGCCGUGGCAGCCCCCCCGGCGGCGGCGGCGUUUCCAUGGCGCCGGGCGGGCGGGGGAGCCGGGGCUGAGGACCCCGCCCGCUCAUGGACCCCGCCGCGGCGGCGGCCGGCGAGGAGGAGGGCGGGGAGAAGCCGCCGGUGAUUUACACCAUGGAGAACAAGCCCAUCGUCACCUGUGCUGGAGAUCAGAAUUUAUUUACUUCCCUGUAUCCUACGCUUUCUCAGCAGCUUCCAAGAGAACCCAUGGAAUGGAGGAGGUCUUAUGGCCGUGCUCCAAAGAUGAUUCAUCUAGAAUCAAACUUUGUUCAGUUUAAAGAGGAGCUAUUACCCAAAGAGGGGAAUAAGGCUCUUCUGACUUUUCCCUUUCUUCAUAUUUACUGGACAGAAUGUUGUGACACAGAAGUGUACAAAACCACAGUCAAGGAUGACAUCACCAAGUGGCAGAACGUUCUCAAGGCUCACAACUCAGUGGACUGGCUAAUUGUGGUGGUUGAGAGUGAUGCCAAGAAAAAGAACAAAACAAAUAUCCUUCCCCGAACUUCUAUAGUAGAUAAAAUAAGAAAUGACUUCUGUAACAAGCAAAGUGACAGAUGUGUGGUACUUUCAGACCCUUUGAAAGACUCUUCCCGUUCUCAGGAAUCUUGGAAUGCCUUCCUGACCAAACUCAGGACAUUGCUUCUCAUGUCUUUUACCAAGAACUUAGGCAAGUUUGAAGAUGACAUGAGAACUUUGAGAGAAAAAAGGACUGAACCAGGAUGGAGCUUCUGCGAGUAUUUCAUGGUCCAGGAAGAACUGGCCUUCGUCUUUGAGAUGCUGCAGCAGUUUGAAGAUGCACUAGUGCAGUAUGAUGAGCUGGAUGCCUUGUUUUCUCAGUACGUUGUGAACUUUGGGGCUGGUGAUGGUGCAAACUGGCUGACAUUUUUUUGCCAGCCAGUGAGGAGCUGGAAUGGUUUAAUUCUUCGAAAACCAAUAGACAUGGAGAAGAGAGAGCUAAUUCAGAAUCAAGAAGCUACUCUACUGGACUUGCGUAGUUACUUAUUUUCUCGCCAGUGCACGUUGUUGAUCUUCCUGCAGAGGCCGUGGGAGGUUUCCCAGCGAGCGUUGGAGCUUCUUCACAACUGUGUGCAAGAACUCAAGCUAUUAGAAGUCUGUGUUCCUCCCGGAGCUUUGGAUUGUUGGGUAUUUUUGAGUUGUUUGGAGGUCUUACAAAGAAUAGAAGGCUGCUGUGAUAGGGCUCAAAUAGAUGCAAAUGUUUCCCACACGGUUGGUUUAUGGAGCUAUGCUACUGAGAAGUUAAAGUCUCUGGGUUACCUGUGUGGGCUGGUGUCAGAGAACGGACCCAAUUCAGAAGACCUUAACAGAACUGUUGAUCUGUUAGCAGGGUUGGGAGCAGAACGUCCUGAAACAGCCAAUGCAUCACAGAGCCCUUACAAGAAACUUAAAGAGGCCUUAUCAUCUGUAGAAGCUUUUGAAAAGCACUACUUAGAUCUGUCCCAUGCCACCAUUGAAAUGUACACAAAUAUUGGGAGAAUUCGCUCAGCUAAGCUUGUCGGAAAGGAUUUGGCAGAGUUUUACAUGAGGAAGAAAGGUCCACAGAAGGCAGAAGUCUAUCUUCAAGGAGCACUGAAAACUUACCUUGCUGAGGGCUGGGCAUUGCUUGUCACGCAUACAAGAAAGCAGUUAGCAGAAUGUCAGAAACACCUUGGGCAAAUAGAAAAUUAUCUUCAAAUAAGCAGUCUUUUAGCUGGUGAUAAUCACCUAACAGAAGAUGAGCGUAAAAGCUUUUGCCAAGAAAUACUAGAUUUUGCCAAUCAGCAAACAGAAAACCAAGGUCAAAAAAUUAUAUUGCCUAUGCACUCCUUUGCACAGUUGAAAACUCUACAUUUUGACCCUCCAAAUGCUGUUGUCCAUGUAGGUGGGAAGUUGUCUAUUGAGUUGACUUUGAUGAGCCAAAUGCCCAUUCCUAUCCAAGUGGACCAGAUUGCUAUUCAUGUUCACUUCAGCAUUGAAAAGAAUAAUUACAGAAAAACAGCAGAGUGGCUCACUAAGCACAAAAUCUCCAAUGGUGUUAUCAGCUUCCCAAAUGAGGUUGUAGGAUUUCCUUGGUCAAGAAACAACUUGCCUGCACUGGAGCUGUACGAAAUGUAUGAACGGAGUCCCUCAGAUAACUCUUUGAACACAGCAGGAAUUAUCUGCAAAAAUGUGCACAUGCUACUACGAAGGCAAGAGAGCAGCAGUUCUCUGGAUAAGCCCUCAGGGCUAACUCUAGAAGAUGGGGCUCACGUGUUAAAAUGUCGCAACUUGAUACUGGAACCAGGGGUCAAUAAAAUAACGUUCAGUACUCAGGCCAAGGAACCUGGUACGUACACCCUCAGGCAACUGUGCACUUCAGUGGGAAAAAUACAGUUUGUCCUUCUUCAUAUUUAUCCAAUAGUGCAGUAUGAUGUCUAUUCUCAGGAGCCCCAGCUAAAAGUGGAACCGACGACUGAUAGCCUUUUGGCUGGCAUUCCACAGAAGGUGAAAUUCACAGUGACUACAGGUCAUUACAGCAUGAAGAGUGGAGAUACUUUGCAGCUCAGUAAUGCUGAUGCCAUGCCUAUUCUGUACAAUCCAGAGAGCAAGGCAGUGAUCUAUUCCAAUACCAGAGAAAAGAUCUCAGAAUCAUCACUAAGAAUUCAGUCUUCUGAAAAGAUUACAAGCAUCAAUUUGCCAGUGGCUCCUGCAUAUCAUGUGAUUGAAUUUGAACUAGAAGUCAUGUAUUUACCAUCAGCCACAGAAUCUGCAGAGGAGGGAGAAAAUACUACAAAUAAAGAAGUUCAGAGAAAAAACAAAGAAAAACAAAAACUGGACAACUGUAUGGCUACUGUUGAUCAAAAAGUAACCAUUGAUUGUCCUUGGUCGAUUUAUUCCACUAUUAUUGCAUUAACAUUCUGCAUACCUUUUAAUGCCAAGCAUUCCUUAUUGUCAGCUGGCAAACGGAAGUAUGUGCAAGUCUGCAUACAGAAUUUGUCAGAACUCUGCUUUCAGCUUUCAGACAAUAACCUAAAAAAUACUGCUGACUGUACAGAUUUGCAGCUGGUACCUCUGAACUCUGAAUCUCAUCAGGUCAUAUAUAGUAAGCAAUCAAUAUUCUUUGUGUGGGAAUUGAAGUGGACAAAAGAGCUUCCUCUCUCCUUGCAGUGCCUGUUUUCAGUCAGCUUUUGUCCAGCUACCUCUGAAAAACAGUCUCAUACCUUGAAGCCGUUCACUUAUGAGUUCCAAGUGGAAAAUUUUUUUACAUUGUACCAUGUGAAAACUGAAAUUUUUCCACCACUGGGGACAGAGUACUGUAAAACAGGCUCACUAUGCUCCUUAGAGGUGUCCAUCACUCGUCUUGUUGACCUCUCAGAGGUUGACAGGGAUGAAGCAUUAACAGAAUCAGAUGGGUAUUGCACAACAAAACUUAUGUAUGAAGUUGUUGACAACAGCAGUAACUGGGCAGUCUGCGGAAAAAGUUCUGGAGUGAUAUCUAUGCCUGUAGCAGCUCAAGCAACUCACAAAGUCCACAUGGAAGUGAUGCCACUGUUUGCUGGAUAUCUACCUUUUCCUGAUGUCAGAUUAUUUAAAUACCUCCCUCAUCAUUCUGCUCACUCCAUGCAACUUGAUGCUGAUAGCUGGAUUGAAAAUGAUAACCUGUCUGUGGACAAGAAUGUGGAUGAUCAAGCUGACAGCAGCAGCAUAAGGAGCAGAGGUAGCUUGCAUUCUGCAGCUAGUGGGGAACACAAAGGUUUGCCAAUGCCCCGUCUGCAAUCCUUUUCAUCUGGUCAGGUCUUCAACUGCAGCACGGGUAUGCAAAUACUUGUCAUUCCCAGCAAGGACGACCAUGUUCUCGAAGUCAAUAUCACGUGACAACUCGGUAUAAGAACAAGGAACACACAAACAAACAAAAACAUUAGAAACUGGAUAUGAAAGCACUUUAAAGGAUUAUGACCUGAUUAGUCUUUGUUGCAACAUUUUAACGCUAAAGAAACCUAUGGCACUCAACAUUUACUGGCCAUGGAAGCACCAGACAAUUGUAUCAAUUUAAAUGUACAGUGAAGCUUGUGUCAGCUAGUUUAUAUUGCCACUUUAAUAUGUUUUGUGUGAGCUAUUGGGUUUUCUCCCUUCAGUCACAUCCUGCAUCUCAACACAGGGCAACAAAAACAAAAUAAAUCCAAAUAUUUGGACCACUUUUUUAUUUUUGUCUGGCAGCUGAUAGCUUAGUUUAAUGCUUCCUACAUAUUUUAGAGUUGAGGUUUGGGUGACAAAAUUAUCCAAAUCUUGGAAUUUUAUGUAAUUUACAGGCUUUUCCACAUGUGCCACAAGUACAGUAAAGCAUACAACAACUUGUUCAUCAACUUAAUAGUUGCUUUCCUGAUUUUUUUUUUUUCCUCUUUUUUUUCUUUUACAUUGUUAAUUCCUGUCAUUGCAAUCUUAUAUUAAACUUCCAUCAUUUGCAUACUUAAAUGCAUGGAAGCACUACUGCUAUAAACAAUCUUAACUGAACAAAAUUCCUUAAUUUUUUUGAGGCUUUCUCCUUCACAGAGUAUACACUGUGAUGUCACAUAUUAUAUGGUUUUAUUUUUUUGGGGGUGGGAU